Penicilliopsis zonata CBS 506.65 is the source of this 494-nucleotide messenger RNA. RefSeq lists its product as hypothetical. The coding region runs from base 80 to 316 and encodes 78 amino acids. The transcript has 3 exons. The record is from RefSeq and is a predicted model, not a curated record. Lineage: Eukaryota; Fungi; Ascomycota; Eurotiomycetes; Eurotiales; Aspergillaceae.
GCCUUCCUUUCUUCUCCAAAUAAUUUUCAUAGCUUUGUGUAUAUAAUCUGUCGACGAAGCUCAACCAAGCCACAACAAGAUGACUUUGACGGCAGCUGACGUUACUUUCGACCCAGAAAAUAUGUUCUUAUCUAAACGCAAGAAAAGAAAUGCAAUCAUUGCAGAUGUUGUCAACUCUGCUCCAUCCUGGGCUGUCAACGCGAAGGUUGUGAAUGGGCCUCAUACUAGCCGCUCCGAUAGAAGAAAUCACAUUACUGUUGAUUACAUCGCUCCUGAUGGCUCUUUCAGCAGAAUGCAUGUCCUCCCAUCCCCUUAAUUAAGUCUAGAAGAAUUUGCUAUUGGUUCACCAUUUCUUCUAGCCUAUAUUUAUAGUCAAUAAUGGCUAGAGUGUGAAAAAGGCUUGCCUUACUUGUUCUAAAUUAUUGUUCCCAUCAUGUCUUAUAAUUUAUAUAUAGCAUGACUACUUUUUUCUUUCUCACUGUUUUAAAUGUCCC